Molecule: messenger RNA, 255 nt
Organism: Microthlaspi erraticum
Lineage: Eukaryota; Viridiplantae; Streptophyta; Magnoliopsida; Brassicales; Brassicaceae
Source: the annotation of a GenBank genome assembly
AUGGACGGACCGACCGUACCGGUCGAUCCGGGAAGCGUACGCUUUCCCUCGGCCAAUUUCACGUUCGACCGAGAACUCGGCCGACCGUACCGCACGAUGGGACGAAAACCAUCGACCAAAUUCUCUCGGCCAAGGUACCCAAUGGCAAGGACAAAAGGAAGUGAGACCAUGAAGAAGAAAGAUCCAUUCAUGCAACCACCAAGGAAACAAAUCAAGCUAGGGAGCAGCAACACCACCCUCACCACAUUCCAUUGA